AGUCUAGUUCUGCUUACAUUCCUCAAGCUUUCCAUAUAUUCUCUUUAACUUGAGUCUUGAAAACUACAAGGGGAGGGUGUUUUUGUGAAGGAGGUUUUAAGUUUGUUGAAAUCUUGAUUAAGAUCACAUAGGCUAGUGAGAAAUUUCAAGGUAAAAUUGUGGGUGGGGGGUGUGUCUUUGAAUAAGUAAUGCGUGCAGGAGCAAUAACAGUUCAACAGACCCUCACUACUGAGGCUGCUUCUGUAUUGAAGCAUUCUCUCGGCUUGGCGAGGCGGCGAGGCCAUGCUCAGGUGACUCCAUUGCAUGUAGCCACCAUACUUUUGAGCUCUAGAGGGAGUUUGUUGAGAAGGGCUUGUCUCAAAUCUCAGUCACCACAGUCUGUGCAUCCUCUGCAUUCCAGAGCACUUGAGCUUUGCUUCAAUGUGGCUCUUAAUAGGCUUCCCACCACGCCUGGCCCUCUGCUCCAUGGACAGCCUUCGCUGUCCAACGCUCUCAUUGCGGCGCUUAAGAGGGCACAAGCUCACCAGAGGAGGGGCUGCAUUGAGCAGCAGCAACAGCAGCAGCAGCAGCCUCUUUUGGCUAUUAAAGUGGAGCUGGAGCAGCUUAUUUUGUCUAUUUUGGAUGAUCCUAGUGUGAGUAGAGUCAUGAGGGAAGCUGGUUUUUCGAGUACUUUGAUCAAGAACAACUUGGAAGAGUCUGCUAAUUCAGCUUCACCUGUUUUUCAGUACUGUUAUAAUAGUAGUACUUCAGGGGGGGUUUAUUCAUCUCCUUGCUCUCCUAACUCGACUGCUGAGGCUACUAAUUAUCCGACUAAUUUCUUGCAUACCCAGUUCUUGAAUUACUCUUCUGAGCAGAACCCACUUUUCUUUUCACCUCUAAAGAAAGUUCAAGAAUCGGAAUAUGUCAAGGAGGAGGAUGUCAAGUUGGUUUUUGAGGUCUUGUUGAGGAAGAAAAAGAGGAACACUAUUAUUGUUGGAGAUUCAGUGGCCAUAACUGAAGGUCUUGUUACUGAAAUCAUGUCAAGGAUCGAAAGAGGCCGGGUUCAUAGUGAUGUUCCAGAAGAACUAAGAUCAGCCCAUUUCAUCAAGUUUCAGUUUUCAUCCAUCCCAUUGAGGUUCAUGAGAAGAGAUGAAGUGGAGAUGAACUUAUCAGACCUUAGAAGAAAGGUGGAUUCUCUUUCUCUAGGAGGAAGGGGAGUGAUUAUAUUCACAGGUGACUUGAAAUGGACAGUCGAAAACCAUUACGAUGAUUCGAGAGAAAACAAAUACAGCCCAGUUGAUCAUUUGGUCUCAGAGAUAGGAAGGCUGCUCUUUGAGUACAGCAACUCAAACACAAAGGUCUGGCUAAUGGCUACUGCAGAUUACCAAACUUACAUGAAGUGCCAAAUGAAACAACCUUCACUUGAGAUGCAAUGGUCUCUUCAAGCUGUUUCUGUUCCAUCUGGUGGACUUGGCCUGAGUCUCAAUGCCACUAGUGUACAUGAAACAAGAAUGGCCCCGUCUCAAAUGCUCGAGAGAAAGCUUUUCACCAGCAAAGAGGAAGUAGAUGUGUUCACUUGCUGUGCAGAAUGCACUAUCAAUUAUGAAAAAGAAGCUGCUUUGUUCAAAUCAGGCCAGCAAAACAAGCCUUCUUGGCUCGUAUCACAGAGUUCUGAUUCCCUUCAAAGGGAUAAUCUCGCUGAGUUGAGGAGGAAAUGGAGUAGACUAUGUCAUAGCCUCCACCAAGGCAGGAUUCAGAACCACAUGGAUUCUUCUUUAAGCCAUCGAGGUUUAAUUGGAACAAAUCAGUCAUAUACGUCAACACAUCCAUGGUGGCCUAAUAAGAAUAGCACAUCUCCAGACACUAAUUCAAUCUCAUUUGCAGAUUCAGGGUUGAAGCAUAAUCGUGUAAGUGGCAGCACUAUUCCACGCUUCAGACGACAACAAUCAUGUCACAUUGAGUUCAACUAUGACCGCUAUAACAAACAAGUAGAGGAACCAAACUUGAAUUCUCUGAAAGACGGGGAAGGAAAAGAAGAGAUAAUCACACUUGCUCUGGGUAACAUUCGACCCUUGGAUUCUGGGAAUGAUGAACGGAAGAUCCAAGAAGCGGAUUUAUGCAAAGUGCUGCAAGAGAAUGUGCCAUGGCAAUCAGAAAAAAUUCCUUCAAUUGUUCAAGUCCUGAUUGAAAAUACCAAGAAAGAGAAUACUUGGAUGAUAAUUCAUGGGAGUGACUCGAUAGGAAAAAGAAGAUUAGCUCUUGGAAUUUCAGAACUAGUGUUCGGAUCAUCUGACUACUACUUGUGCAUGAACAUGAGUGAUAAAGGAAACAAGACGGCCUCGUGUUCUAAAAUACUUGAAAGGGCAUUGAGAAUUCACGAAAAGCUUGUCCUUUUAGUAGAAGAUGUUGAUUUAGCUGAACCUCAGUUCUUAAAGUUUCUGAGGGAGGGAUUUGAGACGGGGAAUUUUGGCGAUACAACUAAGAAGACAGAUUGUGUAUUCAUCUUAACAAAGGCGUCUCAUAAGACGCACCAGAGUGAGGACAAGGAAAGCAAGACAUCAGUCAUACAAAUGAAGCUGGAGCUCAACGAAACAAGUCCUAGAUUUGACCAAAAGCGCAAACUGGACUAUGAAUUUUCGGGCAGGAGCAAGUCUGCAAGGUUCAAUGAGAAGGAAAUAGAGGGCUUGAUCAUUAGUGAAAAUUUGAAGAACAAAAAAGAUCUAAGUAGAGAAUCAAGCUCUAACACCCUCGAUCUUAAUCUCAUGGCUGAUGAUAAUGAUGACGAUGGAGAUGACAAAAAAGACUCACUUUCGAGUGACCUUGAGACUUCACUCAAGUUUCUUGAAACCAUCAAAAACCAGUUUGUUUUUGAUCAAGAAUGUCGAAAAAUGAAGGACACAUUCUUGCACAAGAUCAAGAGGGCAUUUGAGGCGGCCAAACAGGACGUCGAUCACGGUGAAUUACAAGUUGAGGAGGCAGUUUUGGAUGAAUUAGUAGGGGGGUGUGAUCAGUUUCUGGAGAAUUUGUUUGAUCAAUGGUUAACAGACAUUUUUCGAUCAAAUUUGAAUUCGGUUAAAAAUGGCGGGAAAGAAGCUGGGAAUAUAAUUAGGCUUUGUUUGGGUGACAAAAAAGAGAGUGGGGGUAUACAGGAGGGGGGUGGUAUACAAGAGGAUGGGUUUAAGGGUUCAAUUCUGCCCAAGAAAAUCCAUUUCUAAGUUAAUUUCUGUAAUGUCUUUAAUUACUAGUCUUUAUUUCUCUUUUGUAAAAAAACUUCUGUUGCAAUGUCCCUAUGUAUCUAACUAAUCAAUGCUCUUUUCUUA
Molecule: messenger RNA, 3299 nt
Organism: Daucus carota subsp. sativus
Lineage: Eukaryota; Viridiplantae; Streptophyta; Magnoliopsida; Apiales; Apiaceae
Product: protein SMAX1-LIKE 4
Exons: 3
Coding region: 189-3194 (1001 amino acids)
Source: RefSeq, a predicted model, not a curated record